AUGACGUUCUCCGGAGGCAAGCGCUCCUGCAUCGGCUUCAAAUUUUCCGAGAUGGAGAUGAAGGUUGUACUAUCUGUCCUCCUGUCGAAGUUCACCUUCGAGCCGAGCGGCAAGCCAAUCCAUUGGAACGUCGGCUUGGUCUGGUACCCGACGGUCGGGAAGGAGAGCAACAAGCCGGAGCUGCCGUUGAAGGUUGGCUUGUAUCAGCCAUCGGCGGUGAACUGA
Messenger RNA from Rhodofomes roseus, 225 nucleotides. RefSeq lists its product as uncharacterized. Gene Ontology annotation, molecular function: oxidoreductase activity, acting on paired donors, with incorporation or reduction of molecular oxygen; iron ion binding; heme binding. The transcript has 3 exons. The record is from RefSeq and is a predicted model, not a curated record. NCBI's taxonomy places the organism in Eukaryota, Fungi, Basidiomycota, Agaricomycetes, Polyporales, Fomitopsidaceae. The coding region runs from base 1 to 225 and encodes 74 amino acids.